Messenger RNA from Austrofundulus limnaeus, 1933 nucleotides. It is a transcript of the gene znf648, whose product is annotated as zinc finger protein 648. Gene Ontology annotation, biological process: regulation of transcription by RNA polymerase II. The record is from RefSeq and is a predicted model, not a curated record. Bases 222 to 1676 code for a protein of 484 amino acids. NCBI's taxonomy places the organism in Eukaryota, Metazoa, Chordata, Actinopteri, Cyprinodontiformes, Rivulidae. Gene Ontology annotation, molecular function: RNA polymerase II cis-regulatory region sequence-specific DNA binding; DNA-binding transcription factor activity, RNA polymerase II-specific. The transcript has 2 exons.
UGUGUGUAUGUGUGUCAAAUACUUUAAAGGGUGUACAAACAGGCUGGUACGUUAAGUGACAGGAAGGUAAGGUGAGCCUACUUCUGCAGAUAUCCUUGCUGCUGCUGACUUGCAGGAUAAAUGCUGACCCAGACGGCUGCUGCCAAAUCCCUCCCUAAAAGACCACCAGACAUCUUUCCUAAAGUUAUUCAAGACCCUGGGUUAGUAUAUCUCUGUGGCAUAUGUUGGACCCGACCUGUCUGCAGGGAGAACUCAGGAUGUCUAACAGGACAGCUGUGGGAAAAAGAAGCAGGAAAUGCAAAGAAAACCUCGAUGUGACCGACUCUUCUCCAGGUGGACACAUCAUGGGUCAGAACGAGAACACCAACUCUUUGUCUGACGGAGUCUGCCCAGGUGGCAACCCACCAGCAGAGAGAGGCGAGACUGGAAUCCUUUACCUGAACCCUCAAACACCAAACUGGCCUCUGGUGGAAAAGUUCGCUCAGCUCUCACCAGCAGAGGACGUCGACGUGAACGACGAGCGUGACGACGGCAGGGAGUUGUUGCAACUUCCAACACACACCGAAACCAAUAAAAUGCACGACCGCGAUGAAGCGCUGUCAGUGGAUUUGAAGGAGGAGAGGAAACAAUCCACCAAACACAUCAAGAAGAGCCAGAACGAAGCACAGCAGAGGUCGAUCAACCAGAAAAAAGAAACACGUUCUUCGAACAAAAGUGACAAUAAGAGUAGUAGAAGUAAAAGGAAAAGCAAAGACGACAAAGUCCCUCAGCUUUUAUUCGUAAUGAAAAGACGCAUUGCAGUUGAUGCCGAGGAGCGUCCCUUUAAAUGCACACACUGCCACUGGGCCUUCAAGAAGCUCUGCAACCUGCAGAGUCACCUGCAAACUCACAGCGGACUCAAGCCUCACAUCUGUGACAUAUGUGGCAAGGCGUACUCACAUCAGGGCACGCUGCAGCAGCACAAGCGUCUGCACACGGGCGAGAGACCCUAUCACUGUCCCUUCUGCGUUAAAACCUACAUCUGGUCCUCGGAUUACCGCAAGCACAUCCGCACGCACACAGGGGAGAAGCCCUACACCUGCGGCACGUGCGGGAAGGAUUUUAUUCGCUCCUCCGACCUGCGGAAGCACGAGAGGAACAUGCACACCAACAACAAGCCUUUCCCGUGCACGCACUGCGGGAAGACCUUCAACAAGCCCCUCUCCCUGAAGCGCCACGAGCGGAAGCACCUGGGAGAGAGGCCGUUCUGCUGCCCCGACUGCGGGAAGGCGUUCGCCCUGGCCAGUCGCAUGGCCGAGCACCAGAAGAUCCACACGGGCGUGCGUCCGUACAUCUGCUCCGUGUGCUCCAAGUGCUUCACCAAAUCCUCCAACCUGACGGAGCACGAGGCCAUCCACAGCGGCGUGCGGCCCCACAAGUGCUCCGAGUGUGGCGUGGCGUUCGCCAUGGCCUCCCGUUUGGUUCGGCACCAGUUCGUCCACAACAACCAGAGGCCUCACAGCUGUGCGGGCUGCAGCAAGAACUUCAGCCACCUGGCCAACCUGACGCUGCACCAGGAGCAGACCUGUGCUGGGAGGAUCUUUGUCUGUGUGGAGUGUGACAAGUCGUUCCUGUGCGCCAACAAGCUGGCACAGCACAGGCUAGAACACGAGAGAAAAGGGUGUGAGCCCCAGUAAAGACCAGUACUGUCCUUUUAUAACCUAGGAGCUGCAAACUCCUCACUCUGUGCCUGAAUGUCUGGAGGCAGUAAGGUGAACCGCCUGCCUAUCAUGACAAUGGGAAAUCCUGUAAUUGCAUGUAUGUGUGUGUUUGUAUCUCAUGAAUCAUUUGAUGGAAUUUAAAGGGAUCAGCUUAGUUGUUACAUUAGACUUUAUUUGAUAAACAUAUAUAUUUAACUGUAAAUCAAUGACUGUAAAAAUACUGUAGGCUGUUU